GGACUCCAAGUCCAGAGACCUAGGCGAUGCUGCUCAGCUCCCAAGGGCAGAAAAGCCCGGAUGCUGGGGCGGGGAGCGGGCCCGGGCGGACUACAGCUCCCGAAGGGCUGCGGGCGGCUCCGCUUCCUGCCCCGGCCGCGGGAGCCCAUGGAGCCGACGGAGGGCGCCGAGGAGGAGCGGCUGGUGCAGUGCCCCGUGUGCCUGCGGGAGCUGCCGGGCGCCGACAUCAACCCGCACCUGGACCGCUGCUUGCAGGCCGGCGGGGCCGAGGCCGAGCCCCCCAGCAAGCGGCCGCGCCUCGCCGCCGCCCCGCCAGGCAGCCAGGCCGAGGGGCAGCCGGAGGAGACCCGCCCGGCCGCCGGGUCCCCCGUCUUCUCCCUCUUCCAGAAGGGCCGCGGUGGCGGGCAGAGCCCGGCGGCCGCCGGCGGGAGGAGCGGCGCGGGGCGGGACGAGGCCGCCGUGCCUCCGGGCCAUGGAUGCGCGGCCGCGCUCUGCGGGGAGAGCUUGGCGCAGAAGCUGGAGGGGAAGCCCCUGGCCGAGCGGCUGCGGCCGGACACGCUGGGGAACUACGUGGGGCAGGAGCGGGUGCUGGGGACGCAGACCCUGCUGCGGUCCCUGCUGGAAUCCCACGAAAUCCCCUCCCUCAUCCUCUGGGGGCCGCCGGGCUGCGGGAAGACUACACUGGCACACAUCAUAGCCAACAGCAGCAAAAAGAAUGGCAUGAGGUUUGUGACACUGUCAGCCACAAGUGCCAAGACAAAUGAUGUUCGAGAUGUCAUCAGCCAAGCCCAGAAUGAAAAAAGGCUCUUCAAGAGAAAAACUAUCCUCUUUAUUGAUGAGAUCCAUCGUUUCAAUAAAUCUCAGCAGGACACUUUCCUUCCUCACGUCGAGUGUGGGACGGUGACCCUGAUAGGAGCAACCACAGAAAACCCUUCCUUCCAAGUCAACGCCGCGCUCCUGAGCCGGUGCCGGGUGAUCGUCCUGGAGAAGCUCUCGGCUGAAGCGAUGGAGGCAAUUCUGAUGAGGGCCGUCAGGUUCUUAGGGCUCCAGGUUUUGGGCCAGGGCGACCAGCACGGCACCCCUGCGACUGGCAGCAGCAGCAGGAGCUCGGAAUUCCCGGUGUACAUAGAGGAGAAAGCUCUGAACACACUUGCCUAUCUUUGCGAUGGGGAUGCCAGGACUGGGCUGAAUGGACUCCAGUUGGCAGUUCAGGCCAGAGUAGCAGUGGGAAGGACCACUCCUUUGAACACCACUGCCAAAGGUGAUGCUGCAGAUGGCAUUCUGGUAACAGAAGAGCAUAUAAAGGAGGGUCUCCAGCGAUCUCACAUCCUGUAUGACCGAGCAGGAGAAGAACAUUACAACUGCAUCUCUGCCCUGCACAAGUCUAUGAGAGGCUCUGAUGAAAAUGCCUCCCUUUACUGGCUUGCUCGAAUGCUUGAGGGCGGUGAGGAUCCACUCUAUGUGGCAAGGAGGCUGGUGAGGUUUGCAAGUGAAGAUAUAGGACUGGCAGAUCCUCUGGCUUUAACACAAGCAGUUGCUGCUUAUCAAGGCUGUCACUUCAUUGGAAUGCCUGAGUGUGAGGUGAUUCUAGCACAGUGUGUAGUGUACUUUGCCAGAGCCCCAAAGUCUAUAGAAGUGUACAGGGCAUAUGGCAAUGUCAAGGAAUGCCUGAGGACACACACAGGACCACUGCCCCCUGUUCCUCUGCACCUGAGAAACGCCCCAACAAGGCUCAUGAAGAACUUGGGCUAUGGAAAAGGCUACAAAUACAACCCCAUGUACAAGGAACCUGUGGAGCAGGACUAUCUACCAGAAGAGUUGAAAGGAACAGACUUCUUCAAGGAACGAGAUACGUGACUGCUGUGCUCAGAAUGGGUUUUGAUUUUAUGACUCAUAUAUUUCUACUGGGAUAAAAAUUCCCCUUACUGUGUCAGCUGCCUUUUACCAUGGUUGAAAGAAUUAAGCCACCAUGCCUUCCAGAUACUUUUUUAUCCUUCUGCUUUUAUUGCUGUUGUUCGGAAGGUAUUUUGUAAAGAAUUGCAGUUAGGCAGUGUAGAAAUGCAAAAAUAAGCUUUAUCCAUAUAGUGCUAUCACUGGUUUAAAUGAAAUUAAGAAAAAACAAGAGACUUGUGUUUCUGGCUCUUACUGUGAGACAAGAAAUAUUACUGUGCUGCUUUUUAAAAUCAGCGUCUAUUUCAGAUUUUGAGAAUAUUGUUUUCCAGAAAAAUAGUAAAUUGUAUUCCCUCUGCUAAAAUACUGUACAAAAUAUAAUUACAGAGUAAUUUUUGCUUUUACGAUGUUUCAGAGACCAAUUUUGUAUGACAGUUAUUAAACCAAUAAAGGUGUUACAAAUAGUG
Vidua macroura (Pin-tailed whydah) is the source of this 2357-nucleotide messenger RNA. RefSeq names its product WRN helicase interacting protein 1 (gene WRNIP1). Lineage: Eukaryota; Metazoa; Chordata; Aves; Passeriformes; Viduidae. Gene Ontology annotation, biological process: regulation of DNA repair; DNA repair; DNA-templated DNA replication. Bases 61 to 1857 code for a protein of 598 amino acids. Gene Ontology annotation, cellular component: nucleus. The record is from RefSeq and is a predicted model, not a curated record. The transcript is spliced from 7 exons. Gene Ontology annotation, molecular function: ATP hydrolysis activity; enzyme activator activity; single-stranded DNA helicase activity.